Molecule: messenger RNA, 2074 nt
Organism: Frieseomelitta varia
Lineage: Eukaryota; Metazoa; Arthropoda; Insecta; Hymenoptera; Apidae
Gene: Vajk4
Product: repetitive proline-rich cell wall protein 2-like
Exons: 2
Coding region: 57-1136 (359 amino acids)
Source: RefSeq, a predicted model, not a curated record
ACGAGGCGGUUCAGUCGGUGGUUACACGCCACGUCAAAACAUACGCGAACUCGACGAUGAAUAUCAAGUUGGUCAUCGUCCUGGUGGCAUUGGCCGCGCAAGCGAGUUACGCGACGAACGACAAAUCAGCGGAGGAUGCCGCGUCGUCUAACACCUCGCCUGUAGCCGAUUCUCCCGAGAAGAAGACGGAGAAACGUGGUUUGCACGGCAGUUACGGCGACUUUGGCGGUGGCGGAGGUGACCUGGGCGGAGGUGGUUACGAUCAUCACGAGCACGUGAAGGCGGUGACGGUGGUGAAGAAGGUCCCUGUUCCGUACGAGGUGACCAAGCACGUGCCCUAUCUAGUGGAGAAACACGUCCCGUACGAGGUGAAGGUCGGCGUUCCCCAGCCGUACACCGUGGAGAAGCACGUACCUUACCCGGUAAAGGUGUUCGUGAAGGUGCCUGUGCACGUGCCACAGCCGUACACCGUGGAGAAGAAAGUCCCUUACGAAGUCAAGGUACCGGUGGACAAACCGUACGAGGUAAAGGUGUUGGUGCCACAGCCGUACACCGUGGAGAAGCACAUACCGGUGCCAGUUAAGGUGCCUGUGCCGCAGCCUUACACCGUCGAGAAGCACGUGCCUUACCCAGUGAAGGUCAAAGUUCCGGUGCCACAGCCGUACCCAGUCGAGAAGCCGGUGCCGUACGAGGUUAAGGUACCAGUGGACAAACCGUACCCGGUCACUGUGCCCAAACCGUACCCAGUCACCGUCGAGAAACCGUAUCCAGUGCCGGUGGACAAGCCGGUGCCCUACGAGGUCAAGGUACCAGUGGACAAGCCGUACCCCGUGCCAGUAGAGAAACCGUAUCCUGUACCUAUCAAGGUACCGGUCCCUCAACCGUAUCACGUGGAGAAACCGGUACCAGUCCCGGUCCCAAAGCCUGUACCAUAUCCCGUCAAGGUACCCGUAGACAAACCGUACAUCGUCGAGAAGGAAGUACAUGUACCGGUGGAGAAAGAGGUGCCGGUACCAGUGAAGGUGCCUGUGGCAGUACCGAUUCACGAAAGUCACGGUGGUGGCGGCGGUGGAGGCUACGAAGAUUUUUCUGGCUACGGCGGAGACAGCGGCAUAUCGUACUCUCAUCAUCGUUGAUUCCUCCCGGCGAUCGAGACGCUUUCUUCGACGCGUUGAGGUUCUUCGUAUACGCGCUGCUCGACCUGUGGGCGAUCGUCUCUGUCGCUUCGCGGAUCUGACAAUCGAGGAAGCGAGCCGUCGAUGAAAUUUCACGUUUCGAUUCGUAGUAUAUGUCUUUCCUUUUUUUUUUUCUUUUUUGGAGGAAGGAAUAAAAAGGUAUCGCGAGUUGUCUCGCGUGGGGGGAGGGGGGGGGGCGAGACGGGGUCUUCAGCCUCUUGUAGCCUAGUGCUUCUCUCAAGCGUAACGUGUCUUUCAGAUUUUUUUAUGUAACUUAGGAGGAUGCUCGUGUUCACUGAACGAUAUUAGCGAUUUCUUCGUGACAGCCUCCCCUUCCGAUUGAUUCGCGUGUGAUUAACAUCACGCUUUAUGUAGUUUGACUCGAAGGGAUGAACUUCGGGGAGAGAUAAUGAAAUUUUCCCCUCUUUUUCACUAGAGAUGAUCUUGAAUUUUUAAUAUCUUGCCAAUUGAAAGAGAACCAAUAUUUUCAAAUAACAAUAACCAACGUUUUCCAACUUUAAAAAAAGUUUUCUUAAACUUGCAAUAUUCAAGGAGAUGAUUUAGUAUGAAAUGGAUCUUGUUUGAAUGUCUAAAAAAUUUUUAAUGAAGAAGAAACGUAUACCUACCUAAAUGGCCUCGUUCGAUCACAGAAUUUUAUGGGGAAUCAUCAGUUGAAAUUAGUGUAAAAAUUUAUCAGUUGUUCCAAAGAAAGCACUAACAUUGACGGCGUUUGAGCGAACUUUACAAGCAAUAAGUUAAUCGACGUGAAACAAAACGCUGCCGCGCGAAAAUUGCAAUUUCGCCGCAGUGAAACACUUUUGUACCUAAUUUAAGUUAAGAGCGAGAUAGAGUGUCUUUUUGUAUCAAAGAUUUAUAAUAAAUACCCGUCUGUCAUCUAA